Molecule: messenger RNA, 1930 nt
Organism: Monosiga brevicollis MX1
Lineage: Eukaryota; Choanoflagellata; Craspedida; Salpingoecidae
Exons: 9
Coding region: 1-1830 (609 amino acids)
Source: RefSeq, a predicted model, not a curated record
AUGAGCGCCGAGGAGGAACUGCAGGCCGAGGUCGAGGAGCUGCAGCGGCAGCUCGAGAAGCAGCGAGCCCUCGCGAGACAGCAUCAGGAUGAGCUUGAGCGGGCCUGUCUGCAGCUAGAGCAGACUGCUGAAAGCCAGCGCCAGCACAUUUUGGUGCUUGAAAAGCGCAUGCGUGACCUGGACCGACUACAAGAGGAGCAAAAUGACAGCGACCAACGUCAAGCAGGUACCAUCUCCAAGCAAAACCUGGAAAUUCGCAAGCUGCACUUUCAACAGCGGCGCCAAAGUCCUUCUCCCAGAGGAAGCUUCACCAAACUCGGCGCUGACACCAGUCCCGAACAGCAAAAACGCGUGACAAUCAGCAGUGCCACCUCGGCCGCUGCCGUUCAGGCUCGCCAAAAGGCCAAAGCGGCCUAUUUAUCUAAACAGCAGGAACUACGUGACCGCCAGGACAAUGUUGCUCGAUUUGAGGACAUGAUGGCGCUGGCUUCGCGCCGCAAAGCAGAGUUAUCCCAAGAACAGGAGCGCACAGCCCAGGCCGCAGAGGCCCAGGCCCGAGCUUUCCAAGAGGAAAUCAGCCGGCUGAGGGAUUUGUUGGACGAAGAACGAGAGCUACGCCGCUCCUUGGAGCAUGCGACUGGAUUUCAGAACGAAGUUUCCAGUGCUGACAUGGGCGGGUCCGGGUCGCUGGCCGAUGAGCUUGCCCUGGCUGCCCUGGACCCCACUGCCAAUCUGGACAAAUCACCAAGUGAACCAGCCGAGUCCAGCGAGCCAGAUCAGCUCACAGGCGAGCGCGUCACGCUGGGCGUCCCGCUCUCUCUUGCCUCGGAGACGUCUGCCUGGUUGUUGCUGAUAAUUUGUCCGGGUGCUUGGUUGGACGAGUUUUCUCAGCUGGCGGCGCUCGAGGCCGAGAAAGGGAACGAGCCUUUGGAUAAUGCGGAGCACAAUGGCGUCGCAGAGGGCGAGUGCCAAUCAUUGGAUAUUGACACCGAGGAGCAAGAGCUGAGCGAGCUGGCACAGCAAGCCGAAGAGUUGGCUGAGCUGCGGGCUGAUCUUGAGGAGGCAUGUGAAGCCCGAGACAUGCUAUGGAGUCAAACUGUCAAGCUGAAGGAGGAGCGGCAAGCUACACUCCGGCAGACUGAUGCGGCCAACCGGGAGUUGGCCAAGGCACUCUCCGAGCUGAAUGACACCAAGCUGGAGCGCGAUUCACUGCAGAGGCGCUUGUUGCGCCGAGGCAAACGCUUGGUUGAAUUGCAGCAGCUAGCCAUCGCACGCGGCUUCCAUGCCGAAGCCGAGGCGGUGAUUCGCCAUGCCGACGCCGUCUCGCGCCAGUUUGCGCCGGCUGAGAUGGCCAUGCGACAGCGAACUAAUACCAUGCAGCGCCUUGAGGGCCGUCGUCAGAGCCAGAGCUUACCUCAAGGGUCAGAUCCAAGCCCGUUGGCUGCGGCUCGGGCCGCGGCCAGAGCUGCUGCUUCCGGGCAAACGCAUGCUGCUGCUUCGCACUCCGCCCCUGCGAGCCCAUCAACGAUGCAGAGUGGCUUAAACUUGGCAGGCCCUGGUGCACGAGUGCGCGGCGCCACCUUAUCCGGGGCGGCUAGCACCCGGGCGCCAGCAGCACGUCGGGCUAGUAGUUCAUCUCGAAUGUGGAUGCCCGUGCAGCCAGCUUUGAUCGAGGACGAGGCGCCGGCUGCCGCGGGCAUGCGCCCCACGCGGUCUGCGACAGUGUCCUUGUUUGGCAACCGCCGGCUUCGGCGUGCUAGCGAUGCUGGGUCCUUGGCACCGCCCAGUAAACCACCUCUGCCUCCGCGCCAGCUUUUGGAUGAGGCAUAACAAAUACACGCGUGGCAGUGUGCUCCACCUGGCUCAACACCUUCCUUCUUUUGCUUAAUUAUCGCCAGAAUUUCACUCAAGCGAAUUGAAACGGACAUCG